AUGCUGAAGGCCACAUCGCCUCUUUUUGCAGUCUCCCUCCCAAACUGUGGGGUGGAGGAGCCGAACGGGAACGUCGUUGCUCAUGAUGAUGAUGACACGGCGACUCUUUUGGCGUCUGAUAACGGCAGCGACACGGGAACUUGCUCGACGCAGACGGCACUUCUCUCAGAUGGGGAUGAUGAGGAGGGCAGAGACGAUGCUCCACGUGUCUCCGAGGACGGUGCUGCGCACGAUGUGGAGGCGGCGCACUGCGGUGGAAGCCAGUCACCGCGACCUGUGACGAAUACUCUCAACAAGGCCCUUCGAACACCAGCCCCAUUUCAGGAGAUUUAUCUUGUCCGGAGCACAACGCCAUUGCAAGCACACAUGGCGGAAGGAGAGAGAACCGUCCCUGAAACAGUUGGUUUCCCGCAACUGUGCGUGUGCUGGGAACUGUGUGCCGGUGCAAAGAGCUUGGGUGCGGCGCAGCAGUUUUUGAUUCCAGCUAAAGGGGAAGUGUGGUGGGCUUCCGCGGGUGCGCCCCCACCGCCGGCGAGGCUCACGUGCGUAUAUCAAGUCGGGCGCAGUGAAAUUCCUGAAGCGCUCAGCGUUUUAAAAGUGCCCCAGUCCCGUUACUCGGUCUCUCGUAUGCACUGUGAGGUGCGGCUGCAUUUCUGCCUCACGCCGACCCCAAGCGCACACGAACAAAACGCCACCACACCAUGUGGCCCCGUUUACCGCUGGAAUUCCUUUGACGUCGCGGAUUGCUAUUCAUCCAAUGGAACGCUCUACCACGCAGUGAGAUUGUUACCAUCGCACCGUUACAGCUUUUCGGUUGAAAGCGGAGCUCGCCCUGUGGAGCUCAUGCUGGGUGAUCAUUAUCGGCUUAGCGUUCAAACGCACGAUACCUUCGCUACGGCGCCAGAGGAGCCUCCAACCCACCACUCUGACACCGCCAAACUUGUUGGAAGGGUCGAUGCGGAGGUUCAGUGGACGACAUCCCCGGUACGAGUGACAGCGCGCGCGCCGCCUCAGGUGCGGCAACAGACCAAAAAGUCCGUCGUCAUUACCAACUGCCGGCGCCCCGCACAACGGAGGAAACGAGUGGACUCUAAGGAAGACGUUGGACCAUUUAUUCGUCCUUGUUGCAGUGGCAUGGAAUCCGAGGCAGCCGCAGCGUUAACGAUUGUGACGACAGGAAUACGUCUCACUCCCGCAAAGCAGAAAAUACUUUCUGCUUUGGGCAUUCGAGCGAACCCUGCCAUGUCGGAGUUUAGCCGUGCGACGCUUCUUGUGAUUGAGGGCCCAUUGAUGCGGAGCGUGAAGCUCUUGACGGCGUUGCCAUACGUGCAGCACAUUGUGGACCGAGGCUGGCUAGAUGCCACUCUCGCGUUGGCACCGAAAGUGUCUUCAACGUCGUCAUCCCAGUUAAAAUUUUCUGAUCCGGUGUUAUUCCCGUACUCUGAGCGACGUACACGACGCAGUAUAGAAACCGCAAACGGCUUUUCGCUACAGGAGCUUAUUCAGGUUCCUGUUCGCCAGCGUCAGGCCCUUUUCGCUGGUCAGGUCUUCUGGGUACACCCCGCGGCAGAGCCUCAAGAUCCGCCUGACAAUGACCUCAACUACGUCAUUCUUGCCUCCGGUGGCACGCUUACGAAGAGUGCGAGCACUGCCACAGUUGCGGUGAUGCCGCAAGUGAAUGUGACAAGCUCAAUGUGGCGCCAAGCUUUGACCUGCCCGCAGGAACCGCUCUGCAUUUUUGUGGUUCCUAACGACAUCUUUUGUGCGGUGCUGCAGCAGCGCCGUCCGACGACGUCCACAGUAAGGUGCCCAGUUGGGGUUAGCGUCCUGCCACCAAGCUCGGCGGCUGCAAGGCCUCCAGAAAAACGUCGAACCUCGUUAUCACGCGACUCCACAAGGGCGUCAAAGUGGCGCUGCACAUGA
Molecule: messenger RNA, 1923 nt
Organism: Trypanosoma rangeli
Lineage: Eukaryota; Euglenozoa; Kinetoplastea; Trypanosomatida; Trypanosomatidae
Exons: 1
Coding region: 1-1923 (640 amino acids)
Molecular function (GO): protein binding
Source: RefSeq, a predicted model, not a curated record